Messenger RNA from Rhincodon typus (whale shark), 2441 nucleotides. RefSeq names its product mitogen-activated protein kinase kinase kinase 10-like. Gene Ontology annotation, molecular function: protein binding; ATP binding; JUN kinase kinase kinase activity. Lineage: Eukaryota; Metazoa; Chordata; Chondrichthyes; Orectolobiformes; Rhincodontidae. The transcript is spliced from 8 exons. The coding region runs from base 309 to 2441 and encodes 710 amino acids. The record is from RefSeq and is a predicted model, not a curated record. Gene Ontology annotation, biological process: protein phosphorylation; positive regulation of apoptotic process.
ACAGCUGAGAGUCCGGGGGACUGUGACAGAGAAACUGAUACAGACACAGUGACGGGGGCGGGGGGACCCGGUCCAUUUCAACGCGGAAGUGGUGGCCUUUUGAAUUCUCAUCUUGUUGGUGGUGGAGAGGGGAAGAGAUGGUAUCUUAGGAGAUGAUGCAAGGCCAAGCGGACAGUGGAAGGAAAACCAUUUGCUCUUUGAAAAGAGGAGCCCUGAGCGGGGACGUUGUAACGAUAGAGACCGGGAGAGCAACACCAGCCUUUUAUUAGAGGCAGCCGCAAGCCCUCAAUGGCCAGCCUGGUGUAUGGAUGCGCAAGCCAGGCUGUUCUACGAUGGAGCCAGCGGCGAUGAGUUACAGCAAGUCCCCAGCAGCCGAAGCUGCCACUUGCAAUGGGGACCAUCAACAAGAGUCUCCCUCCCUUCAGGCUCCUGGAGGCUGCCGGCUCCUUCUGCCUAAGCCCCCACCACCACCUCCUGCCUCUGCUGCUGCUGCCGCCCCCGGCUCCCGGAGCUUCUGGACGGCCGUGUUCGACUACGAGUCCACGGCUGACGAGGAGCUGACCCUCCGCCGGGGAGACGUGGUGGAGCUGCUAUCCAAGGACUCGCAUGUCUCCGGGGACGAGGGCUGGUGGACGGGCAAGAUCCAGGACAAAGUGGGCAUCUUCCCCAGCAACUAUGUCAGCAGCCACCCGGCCUACAGCGGCUUCCAGGGCGGCGAGGAGUACCCCCUGCCCCCGGUCAUCGACUUCACCGAGCUGCUGCUGGAGGAGAUCAUCGGGGUGGGAGGCUUCGGCAAGGUCUAUAAGGGCACCUGGGGGCGGGAUGAGGUGGCUGUCAAAGCGGCACGGCAAGAUCCCGACGAGGACAUCAGCGUCACGGCCGACAACGUCCGCAAGGAGGCCCGGCUGUUCGGCAUGCUGAGGCAUCCCAACAUCAUCCUGCUGAAGGGGGUCUGCCUGAAGGAGCCCAAUCUGUGCCUGGUCAUGGAGUACGCCCGAGGUGGGGCUUUAAACCGAGCCCUGGCGGGCCGAAAGGUCCCUCCUCAUGUCCUGGUCAACUGGGCAGUACAGAUCGCCAGGGGAAUGAACUACCUUCACAAUGAGGCGGUUGUCCCAGUCAUUCACCGGGACCUUAAAUCCAGCAACAUUUUGAUUCUGGAGAAGGCAGAUGGCGACGAUCUCACCAACAAAACGUUGAAGAUCACAGAUUUUGGUUUGGCACGGGAGUGGCAUCGUACGACCAAGAUGAGUGCUGCUGGUACCUAUGCCUGGAUGGCUCCUGAAGUUAUUAAGUUGUCCCUGUUUUCCAAGAACAGCGACGUGUGGAGUUUCGGAGUCUUGCUGUGGGAGUUGCUGACUGGGGAAGCUCCGUAUCGAGAGAUCGAUGGACUGGCCGUUGCUUAUGGAGUGGCUGUAAAUAAACUGACCCUUCCGAUCCCGUCCACCUGUCCCGAGCCAUUUGGUAAACUCAUGGAAGAUUGUUGGAACGCAGACGCACACAGUCGCCCAUCGUUCAGCUCUAUCCUCGCUCAGCUGGUCGAAAUCGAGCAGUCGUCCCUCUUCGAGAUGCCUCUGGAGUCUUUUCACUCCCUCCAGGAGGACUGGAAGCUGGAGAUCCAGCAGAUGUUCAACGAGUUGAGGACAAAAGAGAAGGAGUUGCGGAGCUGGGAGGAGGAGCUGAGCAGAGCUGCAAUUCAGCAGAGAAACCAUGAAGAGGUGCUGCGGAGACGGGAGCAGGAGCUGGCUGAAAGGGAGAUCGAUAUCGUGGAGCGGGAACUGAAUAUUAUCAUGCGGCAGCUCUACCAGGAAAAACCCAAAGUCAAAAAGCGCAAAGGCAACUUCAAGAAAAGCCGGUUAAAGCUGAAAGACGGAAACCGGAUCAGUUUACCGUCCGGGUUUGAGCACAAGAUCACGGUGCAGGCCUCACCGACUGUGGACAAGUGGAAGGGUCAGGCGACAGAUGGAUCGAGUCCCCCAGGCAGCCCCAUCAUGAUCCCCCGACUCAGGGCCAUUCGCUUGACCCCUGGAGAGGGCAGUCAGACCUGGGGCCGCAGUGCUGUUUACAAACGCGAAGAGUUCGAGGGUCACAAGAAGAAAGGGCGGACCUGGGGCCCCAGCUCAACGCAGCAGAAGGAGCGUCUGGGUGGUGAGGACAGGUUGAGGUGUCUGGGUGAUGGCAGCAAGUUUUGGUCGUCGAGUGCACCAAGUCUGGGGAAAACCCCUCGGCACAUUCCUAUCACCAUGGGCUUUGCCAGCCUGACUGAGAUGGGUAAGUACAGGACUCCCUUCAGAGAAUCUGUGAAAGAGGGGGAGGGUGGGAGACAGAAAUCUGCUUUUCCGCGCUACCCCCCUCCCCCUCCCCCCCAGUAUCCACCGGGAAGAUUGGGAAUUUCUGCGAUUAACCUCAAUGUCCUUAUCUGGAGAAACGAGGAGAGGAAAUAA